ACCGGGGAGUGGGGUCCGUGCCGGUUGUAGUGCACAUGGUGUGCUGAGGGAAAAAAAUCCUUUAUUGUGGUUGUAAAAUCAAUCAUCAGUAUUUUGUUUACGUCUGAAACGGCGAGGCACGCCUUAAAUGCGGGAUACUGGCAGGAUGGAGGACGAGGUUGAGUUUGAAGAAGGCGAGGAACCUUCCUUUAGCGACCCGGAGGACUUUGAAGACGACAUCAGUGAUCAGGAGCUCCUGGAGGACGUCCUCCGAGAGAGACCUCAGGAGGCAGAUGGCAUCGACUCUGUCAUUGUGGUGGACAAUGUACCACAGGUUGGACCAGAGCGUUUGGAGAAGCUGAAAAAUGUCAUCCAUAAGAUCUUCUCUAAGUUUGGCAAGAUCACCAACGAGUUUUAUCCUGAGGCUGAUGGCAAGACCAAGGGGUACAUCUUCCUUGAGUAUACCUCCCCUGGCCAAGCCGCAGAAGCCGUGAAGAAUGCUGACGGGUACAAGCUGGACAAGCAGCACACCUUCCGGGUCAACAUUUUCACAGACUUUGACAAGUACAUGAACAUCAGCGACGAAUGGGAGACACCUGAGAAACAGCCAUUCAGAGACUUUGGGAACUUGCGGCACUGGCUGGAGGAUCCUGACUGUCGUGAUCAAUACAGCGUGAUCUUUGAAUCUGGCGAAAGGACAGGAAUAUUCUCCAACGAUGUCAAAGAGCCAAUCUUGGUCGAGGAACGGCCGCGCUGGACGGAGACCUACGUCCGCUGGUCUCCCAAAGGUACAUACCUGGCCACGUUCCACCAGAGGGGUAUCGCACUGUGGGGGGGGGAGAAGUUCAAGCAGAUCCAGAGAUUCAGCCACCAGGGCGUCCAGCUGAUUGACUUCUCACCCUGUGAAAGAUAUGUGGUAACCUUUAGUCCACUAAUGGACACGAAGGAAGACCCGCAGGCUAUUAUAAUCUGGGACAUUCUGACUGGACAGAAGAAGAGAGGCUUCCACUGCGAGAGCUCAACACACUGGCCAAUCUUUAAGUGGAGUCAUGAUGGAAAAUUCUUUGCCAGAAUGACCCAGGACACUCUCAGCAUCUAUGAAACACCAUCAAUGGGGCUUCUAGACAAGAAGAGUCUGAAGAUCAGUGGAAUAAAGGACUUCUCUUGGUCUCCAGGGGACAACAUCCUUGCCUUUUGGGUACCAGAGGACAAAGACAUUCCAGCAAGGGUGACUCUGAUGCAGAUGCCAUCCAGGCAAGAGAUCAGAGUCCGCAAUCUCUUCAACGUGGUGGACUGCAAACUACACUGGCAGAAGAACGGCGAUUACCUCUGCGUGAAGGUGGACCGGACCCCUAAGGGCACCCAGGGUGUGGUCACCAACUUUGAGAUCUUCCGGAUGAGGGAGAAGCAGGUCCCCGUGGACGUGGUGGAGAUGAAGGAGAGCAUCAUUGCCUUUGCUUGGGAGCCCAAUGGCAGCAAGUUCGCCGUCCUUCAUGGCGAGUCGCCCCGCAUCAACGUGUCCUUCUACCACGUGAAGAAUAACGGCAAAAUCGAACUGAUCAAAAUGUUUGAUAAACAGCAAGCAAACAGCAUCUUCUGGAGUCCUCAAGGCCAGUUUCUGGUGUUGGCUGGGCUAAGGAGCAUGAACGGUGCCCUGGCUUUCGUGGACACCUCGGACUGUACGAUCAUGAACAUCGCCGAGCACUACAUGGCUUCUGAUGUUGAGUGGGAUCCCACUGGCCGAUACGUGGUGACCUCUGUCUCCUGGUGGAGCCAUAAGGUGGACAAUGCGUUUUGGGUCUGGACAUUUCAAGGACGGCUCCUGCAGAAGAACAUCAAGGAUCGGUUCUGCCAGCUGCUCUGGAGGCCACGGCCACCUACCCUACUAAGUCAGGAGCAGAUCAAGACCAUCAAGAAAGAUCUGAAGAAGUACUCAAAGAUCUUUGAACAGAAGGACCGUCUGAGUCAGUCCAAGGCCUCUAAGGAGCUGGUGGACAAGCGGCGCACCAUGCUGGAGGAAUACAGGAAGUACCGCGAGGACGCAUUGAAUAUGUACCAGGAGCAGCGCCCCCUGCGCCUGCAGCUCCGGGGAGGUGUGGACACGGGUGAACUCGACAGCAACGUUGACGACUGGGAGGAAGAGACGAUUGAGUUUUUCAUCAACGAAGAAAUAAUUCCCAUUGGAGAUCUGGCGUAGUCCACUAAAUCUGACUUCGAAGCGCUCAGUUGCAUGGUGGAGGAGAAGCGUCUGGGAUCUGACCACUGACCCUGCUGGUUCAGCACAGUGCUUGUGCCUUUUAAUACUGCGGUGAGAGGAUCUUGAGCUACAGUCUUGCUUUUUCUGACGUCUUUCCUGAACUGAGACCCCCCCCCCCCCCCCAUUUUUAAUUUCUGGUCCACAUAGUGAAGGAAGGGAGUGAGGCCACAUGGCCCCAUGUGCCGAGGCCCAGUGGGGCCAACCCCCACGCCCGGGGGUCAUGACAGGGGUCCGUGUGAAUUUUAGCGUGCAGAGACAGCACUACAGCGGCCUUUAUCCUCCCCCUUUCAGGUUACCUGCUAUUAAAUGUGCAACACGGCAAUAAAGUCUGUCGAAUCCACCCAGA
This is a messenger RNA of Brienomyrus brachyistius, 2582 nucleotides long. RefSeq names its product eukaryotic translation initiation factor 3, subunit Ba (gene eif3ba). The transcript is spliced from 19 exons. The record is from RefSeq and is a predicted model, not a curated record. Gene Ontology annotation, biological process: translational initiation. The coding region runs from base 128 to 2176 and encodes 682 amino acids. Lineage: Eukaryota; Metazoa; Chordata; Actinopteri; Osteoglossiformes; Mormyridae. Gene Ontology annotation, cellular component: eukaryotic translation initiation factor 3 complex. Gene Ontology annotation, molecular function: translation initiation factor activity; translation initiation factor binding; RNA binding.